Danaus chrysippus (African queen) is the source of this 660-nucleotide messenger RNA. NCBI's taxonomy places the organism in Eukaryota, Metazoa, Arthropoda, Insecta, Lepidoptera, Nymphalidae. The record is from the annotation of a GenBank genome assembly.
AUGGUAUCAAAUAUUCUUAUUCCUGACCACGAUGCAAAGGUUUUCAUCAGUCCUGAAGAUCCGACCUUACGUUCGAGUAGAGCUGAUAAUAUUGUUCAACUAUUUGUAGGAGGUAUGAAAAGAUGGGAUGCACAGUACUUCAUACAUAUUGCCCAGUAUGGUUACACUUAUGAAAAUUGUUUGGCAUUCUUUCCCAUGUUUCCUUUAAUUGUAAGUAAAAUGAGCAAUAGACAAAAGCAAUAUUCCAAAACAUUUGGGGCCAAUGAUCCUGUUUUCUUUGUUUAUAUAGUACAUGUGCUAUUUUUAUCGAUCUUUUGUUUGGUAUUUGUCCACAUUCAGGUGACAACUAGGCUUCUGGCUUCUGCUAGUCCAGUUUUGUAUUGGAUUUGUUCAAGCAAGAUUAAUGUUGGACCUACACCAACAUCAGAUCAAAAUACUAUAAACGAACAUUUCCGUCGUAUAGGCAUCGGUAAAAGGAUACCGUCGCACCAUUUAUCGAUAGCGAAUUUGGAGGGUGUUGACAAUAUGUAUAGUAAGUGGAAAACUUUCAUUGUAUCUAGAAAGAUGCCAGAUUUCCAAUCACGGUUCAUUCAAUGUUAUUUUCUUGGUUAUCUUGUUAUUGGAACUGUAUUGUUUUCCAAUUUUUAUCCUUGGACCUGA